This is a messenger RNA of Lolium perenne, 3120 nucleotides long. RefSeq names its product putative lipoxygenase 5. Gene Ontology annotation, molecular function: metal ion binding; oxidoreductase activity, acting on single donors with incorporation of molecular oxygen, incorporation of two atoms of oxygen; protein binding. The record is from RefSeq and is a predicted model, not a curated record. NCBI's taxonomy places the organism in Eukaryota, Viridiplantae, Streptophyta, Magnoliopsida, Poales, Poaceae. Gene Ontology annotation, biological process: lipid oxidation.
GAAACACAUCCCCCUUCCCGGCCGCGAGCGCCAGCUACUUUGACCCAGGGAUCGGAUCAAACCUUAAAUUCGCGCCGUCGAGGUCUCUGCUAGUCUGCUUCCAUGGCGUCGUUGGAGGUGCUGGGAAGAUCGCUCCUGCAGGGCUCCGCCGGGCCCGCCGCCGCGGCGCCGCGCGGCGCUCGGGACCGUAGAAGCGGCGGGCUCUGCUACGCGAGCCUGGGCGGGAGGUCGUCCAAGAGGGCGGUGAGGUCCAAGGCGCCGGUGGGGGCGCUCGCCGAGCGGGUGGUGCUGGCGCCGGCGCCGGCGGAGCGGGUGGCGCGGCCGGAGGCGCACCCGCAGAGCGUGGCGGCGCGGGCCGUGGUCACCGUGCGCCGGAAGCGGAAGGACGACGCCAAGGGCCGCGUCGCCGAGCAGAUGGACGCAUACGCCGACAAGCUCGGUUGCAGCGUCCUGCUCGAGCUCGUCAGCACGGAGACCGACCCAAGAAACGGAGGCCCGAAGAAGAGCAGGAAGUCUCGUCUGACAGGGUGGUUCGAGAAGCGGGACGCCAAGGCGGAGCUGGUGGUGUACACGGCGGAGUUCACCGUCGACGCGGCCUUCGGCGAGCCGGGCGCCGUCACGGUGCUCAACCGGCACCAGCGCGAAUUCUUCGUCGAGAGCAUCGUGGUGGAGGGCUUCCCGUCGGGCCCGGCGCACUUCGCGUGCCGCUCCUGGGUCCAGCCCACCCGCGUCGCCGGGGCCAACAACCCGCGCGUCUUCUUCUCCAACACGCCCUACCUGCCGGCCAAGACGCCCCCCGGCCUGCGGGAGCUCAGGCGAAGGGAGCUCAAGGAGCUCCGCGGCAGCGGCACCGGCCAGCGGGAGACCACCGACCGGGCCUACGACUACGACGUGUACAACGACCUCGGGAACCCGGACAAGGGCCCCGGGUUCGAGCGCCCCGUCCUCGGCGGCGAGAAGAUGCCGUACCCGCGCCGGAUGCGGACGGCACGGCCCAGCACGGUCACAGACGGUGACGCGGAGAGCCGGCUGGAGUACCCGGAGCCGAUCUACGUGUCGCGCGACGAGGAGUUCGAGGAGGGCAAGAACGAGAUGAUCUCCGAGGGCGCCAUCAAGGCCAUCCUCCACAACUUCAUGCCGCUGCUCGUCAGCUCCGUCUCGCCCGACAGCCGCGACUUCGCCGGAUUCCACGACGUCGACAACCUCUUCAAGGAAGGUCUCCGCCUGAAGCAGGCGCUGCACGACCAGCUCUUCCAGAAGAUCCCCUUCGUGCGCAAGAUCCAGGAGAACAGCGAGGGACUCCUACGAUACGACACGCCAGACAUCAUCAAGAAGGACAAGUUCGCGUGGCUGCGCGAUGACGAGUUCGCGAGGCAGGCGCUGGCGGGCAUCAACCCCGUCAACAUCCAGCGGCUUCAGGAGUUCCCGCCGGUGAGCAAGCUCGACCCGGCCGUCUACGGCCCGCCGGAGUCGGCCAUCACGGAGGAGCACAUCAUCGGGAGCCUGGACGGCAUGUCGGUGAAGCAGGCGCUGGAGGAGAACAAGCUCUACAUGCUGGACUACCACGAUAUCUUCAUGCCUUUCCUGGACCGGAUCAACUCGCUCGACGGCCGCAAGGCGUACGGGACGCGCACGCUCUUCUUCCUCACCGCCGGCGGCACGCUGAAGCCGAUCGCCAUCGAGCUGUGCCUGCCGCCCAUGACCGAGGACUGCAAGCGCGCCAAGCGGGUGUUCACGCCCCCCGCCGACGCCACCAGCAUCUGGCUGUGGCAGCUCGCCAAGGCCCAUGUCUGCUCCAACGACGCCGGCGUCCACCAGCUCGUCAACCACUGGCUGAGGACGCACGCGUGCAUGGAGCCGUUCAUCAUCGCGGCGCACAGGCAGAUGAGCGCGAUGCACCCCAUCUUCAAGCUACUCAAGCCGCACAUGCGCUACACGCUCAAGAUCAACGCGCUGGCGAGGCAGAUCCUCAUCAACGGCGACGGCGUCAUCGAGUCCGGGUUCACCCCAGGCAGAUACUGCAUGGAGAUGAGCUCCUACGCCUACGACAACCUCUGGCGGCUCGACCAAGAAGGCCUCCCCGCCGACCUCAUCAGAAGAGGCAUGGCCGUGGAGGACGCGAGCCAGCCGCACGGCCUCCGGCUGCUCAUCGAGGACUACCCGUACGCCACCGACGGGCUGCUGCUCUGGUCGGCCAUCUCUCGAUGGUGCGAGGCCUACGUCGCGGCCUACUACCAGUCCGACGAGGCCGUGCGGGCCGACUACGAGCUGCAGUCCUGGUACACCGAGGCCGUGCAGUCGGGCCACCCGGACAAGCGCGACGCGCCGUGGUGGCCGCGGCUCUCCACGCCGGCCGACCUCGCGUCCCUGCUCACCACCCUCGUGUGGCUCUGCUCUGCGCAGCACGCCGCGCUCAACUUCGGCCAGUACCCGCUCGGCGGCUACAUCCCCAACCGCCCGCCGCUCAUGCGCCGCCUCGUGCCCACCGAGGGCGACGCCGAGUACGAGCACCUGGUGGCGGACCCGCACCGCUUCUACCUCUCCGCGCUGCCCGGCCUCACGCAGACCACCACCUUCAUGACCGUCAUCGACACGCUCUCCACGCACUCUGCCGACGAGGAGUACCUCGGCGAGCGCCCCGAUGGCUGGACGGCCGACCCCGCCGCGCUGGCGGCCGCACGCGAGUUCGCCACCGAGGUGCGCCGCGCCGAGGAGGAGAUCGAGAGGCGCAACGCCGAUCCCGCCAGGCGCAACCGCUGUGGCGCCGGCGUGCUCCCGUACGAGCUCAUGGCGCCGACCUCCGGGCCGGGCAUCACCGCCCGAGGUGUCCCCAACAGCGUCACCAUCUAGUAGUGCCCACUAAAUUGGUCCGCGCCAAUUUUUCAACCAUAUAGGCCGAAUCGCCAUUGAUUUGGGCCCAAAUAGGAGAAGCAUUUAUUUCAUUUUUUUGGUGGGGGUUACUAGGAGUACAGUGGAAUGUGUAAAUGACUUCCUAAGUUUGUAUAUAUAGGUAAGAAAUCCCAAUAUAUAUAAAUCAACGGAAAAUAAUGUAUUUCUAUAGUACUACUAUAUUUGUAGUGUACUAGCUCAUAUAACAUGGCUAAAAAGAAAUUGUAAUCA